ACCUUGUUGAUGGUAUUAGAAGCAUAUAGAUAUCGGUUCGUUAUCAGGAGGGACCUACACCUGUGUGAUUCAAGACAGGUGUACACACACAGGCCAUUACGCUAUGUGAAUCACAUGUACCUGUCUUUUCUCGGCUAUAUAAAACACUGAUUAUAAGAAGAAAACAUUGACCUCAGAAUGGAUCGUGUCGGUCUUAGUAUCGUGGUAUUACUGGUGGUGUUUGCCUGUGGGGUCGGGGCUCGACCCUCCCGGGGAUACGAGGAAUACAUAUGGGAACACCUUCCGGAGCUACUCGACAGACUUCAGCGCCUUGACUACGCUGACGAACCCGUUAUAAAUAGCCUGGAACCUCAUCUUGUGUCACAUUGGCCGGCUAGUGACGUCAAAAUUGGACAAGUUGGGGGUAUAGCGGUCGACCCCACCACUGGUGACCUCAUAGUUUUCCACCGAGGGGAGAGAGAAUGGGGAUAUAACUCUUUCGUUGGUGAUGAGUUUGCACCCGGCCAGCCCACCAUAAAGAAUGAUACAAUUGUUCGUCUGGACAGGACGACAGGACAGAUCUUGGACAGCUUUGGAACCGACAGGUUCUAUAUGCCCCAUGGACUGACUGUGGAUAACGCCGGUAAUCUGUGGGUGACGGACGUCGCCCUCCAUCAGGUAAUGAUGUUCCCUAAAGGUAGUCACGAGCCAUCAGACAUCGUCUUGGGUGAAGCUAUGACUCCCGGAAGUGAUGAUGACCACUUUUGCAAACCAACAGAUGUCGCUGUUGCAUCUAAUGGCGACUUCUUUGUUUCAGACGGAUAUUGCAACGGAAGAAUCAUGAAAUUUUCCAAAGAGGGACACCUUUUAACACAGUGGGGCAAAAAGUCCAGCAUAGGAAACACUGGUUUACUGAGUGAUGACGAAUUCUUCGUACCACACAGCCUCGCUUUGAUCGAGGCUAGAAACAUCAUUUGUGUGGCCGACAGAGAACAUGGCAGAAUCCAAUGCUUCUCGGCAGGCAUUAACGGAACGGAGGCGGGACACUUCGUACGGUCGUUUGAUAAUAAAGAAUUCGGAAAGGUGUUCGCUAUUGCAUAUGAUGACAAUGGUCCAGAGGAGGCCAUGUACCUUGUGAGUGGCCCAAUGCCCAACGCUUUCCUAUUCAAAAUCGACAUGAACGGUCAAAUCUUAUACAGGACAGAGCCACCGAACCGGAUGGUAGGGGGAGAUAACUUCGUGGGUUUCGGACAGCCGCAUGACAUCGCAGUGUCUCGUGAUGGCCGCGACAUCUAUACCGGGGAAAUCGUUCCAAAACGGGUUCUCAAGUUUCGACAGAUGUGAGGGGAGACAACUCAAGGAUUUACUGCACAGUAUAAUUUUGUCAAUGUUUUGAAGUAAAGCGUUGUCGUCGUGUCGAGGAAUUUUCCAUAUUUUGUGUUUAUGUAUUGGUUACAUCAUCUAAAGUAGCAGAAAACAACAGCGGAGUAAAUCACAACGGAGAAAAUCACUGCAGAGAAAAACAUUUUUAAGGCGACAAUACAGUAAUAAGAAAAUAUACCGAACUUAAAAUUUAGGAUUCCAUUUAGCAAAUAUUCCAGAGAUCAAUUAUCUCUUGUUUUGACAGUUGACAGUUUUGUGUUAUUGAUGCUCAUGUCCAGUUAUUUGAAAUAUAUUUGUUGUCAGAAAUUAUUUUUGUGCAAUGAUGAUUCAAUUUUUAAUUAAUUCAUAUAAAUUCAGAGAAAUUUUUAAUCCAUUGUAUUUCAAGGACAUUCACAUUUACAUGUGUAAUUCAUUAUCUUAAUUGCAUUUAAAAAAAAAUUCAUUGAUAUAAGUCAUGUGAAAAUAGUCAGUUCAUAAAUCGGGUGAUUUAUUAUGUUCCCAAUCAUCUUAAUAUGAAAUAUUUUAACAUUAUUGAAUGUCCGAUAUAUUAAUGUUAAUCAUUGUUGGGUUUUGUUAUAACAUUUGUGAUUCAAUAAAGACGUAAAAUGUCA
This is a messenger RNA of Pecten maximus, 1973 nucleotides long. RefSeq names its product peptidyl-glycine alpha-amidating monooxygenase A-like. Gene Ontology annotation, molecular function: catalytic activity; protein binding. The coding region runs from base 178 to 1323 and encodes 381 amino acids. Gene Ontology annotation, cellular component: membrane; extracellular region. Gene Ontology annotation, biological process: peptide metabolic process. The transcript is spliced from 10 exons. The record is from RefSeq and is a predicted model, not a curated record. Lineage: Eukaryota; Metazoa; Mollusca; Bivalvia; Pectinida; Pectinidae.